AUCUAAUUGCUUUUUAGCCGCCCUCAAUUGAACAUACCAUGUGGACAAAGUUUUAAAGAUGGAGGAUUUGUUGAAGUUAGAAGAACUCUCACUCGUGUCCAAGAUAUGCACUGAGCUGGAGAACCAUCUGGGUAUAAAUGACAAAGUUUUAGCCGAGUUUGUGAUUGCAUUGGCUGAGAAACACCCCUCUCUGGAGGCUUUCAAGUCUGUCCUAGCUGAGAAUGGAGCGGAGUUUCCGGACUCGUUAGCUAUGAACCUCCUGCGUUUGAUCCAGACAAUGAGACCACCCAAGAAAAAGAAGAAGAAGAAAGGCAAUAAAAAGGAGGAGCCUGACAUGCCCCCUGACCCAAAGAGGGAGGCGUUCCCCGGACUGUGUCUCCCUGACAACCAGAGCGAAGUGCAACAGCUUCUGAAACCGAACGAGGGAGACGUGCAGGUUGCCAAGGAUGCACUCAGUGAGCUGGAGGCUCUAAUGCCUGCAGACCCUAAGCAAUCAUCCUCUACUCAUGAGAGGAGCUCCCCCGUCCGAGAACACAGGGGCAGAGAUGACAGACGCCAUCGCUCACGAAGUCGGGAGAGGAGACAUCAUCGAGAUAGACGGAGCAGGAGUAGGUCACGUGACAAACGAAGCAGAUCACGUGACAGACAUAGACGUCACCGGAGCAGGUCGUAUGACAGGUCACAUGAUAGGGGGCGUUAUAGGAGAUCACCGUCACCGAGGUCUGACCGUAGAGAACGACAGGAAGAGAAACCAUUGCAACCGUCGCAACCAGAAGUAUCUGGUAUCUACGAUGGCAAAGUGACAAGCUUAAUGAACUUCGGGUGUUUCGUUCAGCUAGAGGGUGUGCGAGGUCGUCACGAGGGGUUGGUCCACGUCUCACAGCUGAGGAGAGAGGGGCGUGUCAAGGAGGUCGCAGAGGUUGUUAGCAGAGGUCAGAGGGUGAAGGUCAAAAUUCUUUCCAUCAGUGGCGGCAAGAUUGGCCUCUCCAUGAAGGACGUGGACCAGAGGACAGGCUCGGACUUGAACCUGGAGGUGAACCGACUACUGGUGGGAGGAGAGUCACAGGACCACGGUGCAAGGAACCCUGACAGACCUGCUCACAUGAGUGGCCUUGUGCGUGCGGAAGACCAGCAACAACCCAGUGCCCAGCGAGGUAUGACUCGACUCACGUCUCCAGAGAAAUGGGAGAUCAAGCAACUGAUAGCUGCCGGCGUACUGGACCCCUCUGAUUACCCUGGCUUUGACGAGGAGACAGGUAUACUGCCUGGAGGCGAUGACCCGGGUUCAGACGAGGAUAUAGAGAUAGAGAUUGUAGACGACGAGCCUGUGUUUCUACGGGGACAAACCAAACUCACCGUUAGUAUCAGCCCCGUCAGGAUCGUGAAGAAUCCUGACGGGUCCCUGCAGCGUGCGGCCAUGACUCAGAGCGCCCUCUCCAAAGAGCGACGAGAGUUGAGACAAGCUCAACGAGAGGCAGAUAUGGACAAUGUUCCUCGUGACAUCGGCAAGACGUGGAUCGAUCCCGUUCCUGGAGGGGGGACAGGGGGACGACAUUUAGCCGCUGAAUUUCAGACCCUCGCAGCCCCCCCUGAGAUGCCAGAGUGGAAGAAGGCUUCCUUUGGCGGCAACAAGGCGUCCUAUGGAAAGAAGACUCCGCUCUCGUUACUAGAACAACGACAGGGGCUCCCUAUCUAUAAACUGAAGGAAAAUCUUGUACAGGCUGUCAAAGAUAAUCAGAUCCUGGUGGUAAUUGGUGAGACAGGCAGUGGUAAGACUACCCAGAUCACACAGUAUCUGGCAGAGGCGGGCUUCUGCAUACGUGGGAAGAUAGGAUGCACUCAACCUCGUAGGGUGGCUGCUAUGUCCGUUGCUAAGAGAGUCUCGGAAGAGUUUGGCUGUAGGCUGGGCCAAGAGGUUGGCUACACCAUUCGGUUCGAGGACGUGACCUCGCAAGAGACCCUCAUCAAGUACAUGACGGACGGUAUGCUGCUGAGGGAGUGCCUCAUCGACGGUGACCUGAAACAGUACGCCAUUAUCAUGUUGGACGAAGCUCACGAACGGACCAUUCACACCGACGUGCUGUUUGGGCUGCUUAAAAAAGCCGUCAAGAAGAGGCCUGAUCUCAAGCUGAUUGUUACCUCGGCAACGCUGGACUCAGUCAAAUUCUCGUCCUAUUUCUACGAGGCUCCCAUCUUCACCAUCCCUGGCCGCACCCACCCUGUGGACAUCCUCUACACUAGGGAGGCGGAGACUGACUACCUUGACGCUGCACUCAUCGCUGUCAUGCAGAUACACCUUACCGAACCACCUGGAGACAUUCUCGUGUUUCUCACAGGUCAGGAGGAGAUUGACACGUCAUGUGAGAUCCUCUUUGAGCGAAUGAAGUCCCUCGGCCCUGAAGUGCCGGAGCUGCUAAUCCUCCCUGUAUACUCUGCCCUCCCCUCCGAAAUGCAGACGAGGAUAUUUGACCCCGCUCCUCCCGGAACGAGGAAGUGUGUGAUAGCCACCAAUAUCGCUGAGACGUCACUGACCAUUGACGGUAUUUACUAUGUUGUGGACCCUGGAUUUGUCAAGCAGAAGGUGUACAACUCAAAGAGCGGGCUAGAUGCUCUAGUGGUCACCCCUAUAUCACAGGCCCAGGCUAAACAGCGAGCUGGUCGUGCCGGGCGCACUGGUCCCGGGAAGUGUUACCGACUGUAUACCGAGAGAGCGUACAGAGACGAGAUGUUACCCACGGCAGUUCCUGAGAUACAACGGACCAACCUCGCUUCCACGGUGCUCUCUCUGAAAGCUAUGGGCAUCAACGACCUCCUCUCGUUCGACUUCAUGGACCCCCCUCCCAUGGAGACAAUGAUCUCGGCCAUGGAGCAGCUGCACUCGUUAUCAGCGCUUGACGACGAGGGGCUCCUCACUAGAUUAGGGCGGAGAAUGGCAGAGUUUCCGCUGGAGCCACAGCUCAGCAAGAUGUUGAUACAGUCGGUACAUCUGGGCUGCAGUGAAGAGGUGCUGACGAUUGUCUCCAUGCUCUCCGUGCAGAAUGUCUUCUACAGGCCAAAAGAGAAGCAAGCCAUAGCUGAUCAACGCAAGGCCAAGUUUCACCAGCCUGAGGGCGACCACCUCACACUACUGGCCGUCUACAAUGCCUGGAGGAACAACAAAUUCUCCAAUCCGUGGUGUUUCGAGAACUUUGUUCAGGCAAGGAGUCUUCGAAGGGCACAGGACAUUCGCAAACAGAUGCUGGGGAUAAUGGACAGACAUAAACUGGACGUGGUGUCUUGUGGCAAAGCUGUUGCUAAGGUUCAGAAAGCUAUCUGUUCUGGUUUUUUCAGAAACGCUGCCAGAAAGGACCCUCAGGAAGGUUACAAGACCACAGUGGAUAGUCAGACUGUUUAUAUUCAUCCCUCCAGUGCUCUGUUCAACAGACAGCCGGAUUGGGUCAUCUACCAUGAGCUAGUGCUCACCACCAAAGAGUACAUGAGAGAGACCACUUCUAUUGACCCGAAAUGGCUGGUAGAGUUUGCACCUGCCUUCUUUAGAUUCUCUGAUCCCACCAGACUGAGCAAGAGGAAGAGACAAGAAAGAAUUGAACCUCUCUACAACAGGUAUGAGGAGCCAAAUUCUUGGAGAAUAUCUCACCAGAAAGUCAGAAAGUGAUGGACAAGUAAUUACGUACAACAGAACAAUAGCCAUUCAAUUUGUGCGUACUAAUUUACCCUUCACUUUCGAGUAUAUACUUUUUGCUGCUGUACAUUGUUAUAUAGAA
Molecule: messenger RNA, 3764 nt
Organism: Halichondria panicea
Lineage: Eukaryota; Metazoa; Porifera; Demospongiae; Suberitida; Halichondriidae
Product: ATP-dependent RNA helicase DHX8-like
Exons: 18
Coding region: 59-3655 (1198 amino acids)
Biological process (GO): spliceosomal complex disassembly; mRNA splicing, via spliceosome
Cellular component (GO): catalytic step 2 spliceosome; intracellular anatomical structure
Molecular function (GO): RNA binding; RNA helicase activity; ATP binding
Source: RefSeq, a predicted model, not a curated record